AUAGUGUGCAGCGGUGGAACUGUAAUGGUUCGUCGGUGGCGCCAAAGCGAUGAUGACGACGACGAUGAGAUCCUCUUCCGCUAUCCUCUCCCCUCCACUUCUGCCUCAGCUUUCGCCGGUGACGGCCCCGCCGCAUCGACCUCUUCAUCGAAGUCGCGCUCUGGCGGCGGCAGUGGCGGCCUCGCCCCCUCCAAAUCCACGGUCUACGUCUCGAAUCUCGACUACUCCCUGACCAACUCCGACCUUCACACCAUCUUUUCUACCUUCGGCAAAGUCGCGCGCGUCACCGUCGUGAAGGACCGCGACACUCGCCAGAGCCGCGGCGUGGCCUUCGUCCUUUUCGUCUCCCGAGACGAUGCAGCUGCCGCCGUUCGCACCAUGAACAAGAAGAUCCUCAAUGGACGCACCAUCACCGUCUCCGUUGCCGCUGAUAAUGGCCGUGCGGCUGAAUUUAUCCGCCGUAGGGUUUACAAGGACAAGAGCCGGUGUUACGAGUGCGGGGAAGAGGGACACCUCUCCUACGAGUGCCCUCGGAAUCAACUGGGCGCAAGAGAGAGGCCGAACCCUAAGAGGACGAGAAGAGAGGCUAAUCGGGGAAAGGAAUUUGUGGAUGGUGGCGGUGAGGACGGGUUUUCGGAUGGCGGGGAGGACACGACAUUUGAGGAGGAUAACUGGGCUUCUGUGGUGGAUACGAGGGGGGAGGACGAGAAAGCCAAGGGGAGGGAAGAGGGGAGAGACUCAAGGAAGAAGAAGAAGACGAAGGAGAAAAAGUUGAGUUAUUUCAGUGACGAGAGUGGCGAGGAUGAGUAGUCUUCCGGUAUGCCCCUUCAUUCUGCUUGAUGCAUUCCUACUUCGCUAGUUGUAUUUGGCUACGCAACUAUAUAAAAAGAUGUGUGCUUUGCGGUUUAAUUCUUGCUUUGUUACUAGGCUAUUAUUAAGUUCAUGUGUUGGAUGCAUUUGUUCGAUGUCACAUUUAAGUCAUGCCUUUUGCAUUUGCUUAGGACUUACAUA
Messenger RNA from Dendrobium catenatum, 1011 nucleotides. Its product is annotated as U11/U12 small nuclear ribonucleoprotein 31 kDa protein. The coding region runs from base 25 to 810 and encodes 261 amino acids. Gene Ontology annotation, cellular component: U12-type spliceosomal complex. Lineage: Eukaryota; Viridiplantae; Streptophyta; Magnoliopsida; Asparagales; Orchidaceae. The transcript has a single exon. The record is from RefSeq and is a predicted model, not a curated record. Gene Ontology annotation, molecular function: zinc ion binding; RNA binding. Gene Ontology annotation, biological process: mRNA splicing, via spliceosome.